This is a messenger RNA of Oryzias melastigma (Indian medaka), 1557 nucleotides long. Its product is annotated as zinc-binding protein A33. Gene Ontology annotation, molecular function: zinc ion binding; protein binding. The record is from RefSeq and is a predicted model, not a curated record. The transcript is spliced from 6 exons. Bases 41 to 1453 code for a protein of 470 amino acids. Lineage: Eukaryota; Metazoa; Chordata; Actinopteri; Beloniformes; Adrianichthyidae.
UUCUUGUCCUCAUUCUGCAGCUUUGCAGGGACUCUUUAACAUGAUGGCAGCGAGCACCUUCGUCUCUGAGGACUUACACUGUCCUCAGUGCUCUGACAUUUAUUGUCUUCCUGUUCUUUUAGCGUGUGGUCACAAUGUCUGCAACCAUUGCUUAAAGAAAUUCUGGGAGUGGAAAGGAUGUCGACCGUGUCCCGUUUGUGGCGUUGAGUCUGCCUCUGUGAAGCCUCCUAUCAAUCUGCAACUUAAAAUAGCAGCAGAUCAGUAUCAGGCCCAGAACGUCUACAUCAAACAAGGAGUUUGUCUGCUGCACAACGAGACGCUGAAGGUGUUCUGUAACAACGACGAGGAGCUCAUCUGUGUGAUCUGCCAAAUAUCCAAGCAGCACAAAGUGCAUCAGUGCUGCCCGGUGGAAGAGGCAGCCCAACAGAAAAAGACGGAAAUCUCAGCCAUUUUGGACUCUUUAAGAAAAACUCUCAGAACCCUGAACCAGAAAAAGCAGCAGAUGGAAGAAACAAAAGCCUACAUACAGACUCAAAGUGUCCAAAUUGAGGAAGCAAUAAAGGAAGAAUUUAGGAUUCUUCACCAGUUCCUCUGGGAGGAGGAAACCAACAAACUGAAAGCGCUAAAACAGGAGGAGGAAACCAAAGUCCAGGUCAUGCUGAAGAAGAUCAAAGACGCAGAGAAGCAGAUCCAAACUCUCUCCUCCAACAUCAGGGAGACGGAGACUGCUCUCAGAGCCAGAGAUUUAUCAUUUUUACAGGGUUACAAGCAGACGAAGAAAAGGGUCAAAUGCAACAUCCAGGAGCCAGAGUAUAUUCGAGACAUCCUGAUCAAUUCUGCAAAGCAUCUGGGAAUCCUCAAGUUUAGAAUUUGGAAGAAAAUGGCGAAUUCUGUCAAAUAUGCUCCGAUCAUCCUGGAUCCAAACACAGCGCAGCCAAACUUAAAGCUCUGUCAAGACCUGACGAGUCUGCACUACAGCCAAAAACAGCCCCUGCCCGACAACCCUGAACGCUGCACUAACCGUGUGUGCGUCCUGGGCGCCACGGGCUUCACAUCUGGAUUUCACAGCUGGACUGUGGAGUUGGGCCAGGCCAAAGACUGGCACGUUGGAGUGGUUCGAGAGUCCAUCAAAAGAAAAAGCACCAUCUUCUUGAACCCUGAUGAGGGCUUCUGGGUGAUCGGUCUGUGUAACGGCGAGUCGCUGUGGGCUGAAAGCUCCCCUCGCGCCCUGCUCACUAUGAAGCAGAAGCCUGAGAGGAUCACUGUAAAGCUGGACUUGAACAAGGGAAAGGUGGUCUUCAUCAAUACUGCAAAUUCCACAGUGAUACACACAUUUAAAGACAAGUUUACAGAGAGAAUAUUUCCCUACUUUUCUCUCGGAUUAAAUGAGGACUGGAAAAACUCGAGCCCUCUCACCAUCUGCCCUCUGACUAUCAGCGUGAACACAGGGUAGACGUGUCAGAAUUCUGCAGAGUAAAACGCCAAACGUAUUUCAAAAUGUAAAUUAAAAGUACGUCACAAGUUUGUAAUUUGCCUCAAUUUUCCUCACAUUUAGUU